Molecule: messenger RNA, 4086 nt
Organism: Funneliformis caledonium
Lineage: Eukaryota; Fungi; Glomeromycota; Glomeromycetes; Glomerales; Glomeraceae
Source: the annotation of a GenBank genome assembly
AUGGAUUGUUUGGUUCCCGAGAUACUUGAGAAAAUAUUUAAGUAUAUUUAUGCUCCAAAUGAAGAUCGUUUUUAUACGGAAGAUCGAGCCCGCCUUCAUUCGUGCUUAUUAGUAAAUAGAUAUUGGUGUAAAGUAUCUGCCCCAAUCCUUUGGAAAUGGGCAUUAAAUGAUUACGGAAGUAUAUACGAACGACAAGCCAAGAUUAACACGCUACUCAAAUGUUGCGAUGAGAAUUCCCGUCUUUAUUUGAUUGCCAAUGGCAUAGAAAUACCCUUCUCCCUUCAGGAAGUACCUAUCUUUCAAUACGCUUCGUUCAUUGAGAUUUUGGAUUACGGUAAAUUAGUCAAUUCAAUUAGCGAGUGGUUAGAAACAUUACCACGAUUACCUGCGGAAAGUUUAACCUUGGUUCUAAGAGCAACGUUGAAAUUAUUGGUUAAAGAAUCUAAAAUAACCAGUUUUCAAGCCUGGCCUUUGAGAUUUCCUACCGAUUUGAUUCAUUUAAUAUUGGUUGAAGAGGGGAUUGAAAAUUUAUUUUUAAAUGUUAGAAACUUGCUCAUCAACACUCACGUUAGGUUGGAUAGAUGGUUAUCGGCUCCGGUAAAGAUUUGCAGAAAAAUUGAAACGUUGACCAUAAGCUUACCGGGACAGUCAAAUUCAUAUUUCGGUUCAAAGUCAUCCGCGGAUCCUUCACCGUAUUACUUUAAGGAAUCCGCUCAAAUGUCUUCGCUCAUCCAACAUCAAAAAUCACUUCAAAAGCUUAAAAUCAAUGAGGGUUUUGGAUUCUCCGUUAUAAUCAAUACGUCAUUGUCAUCCGUAAAAGAUUCCCUUACGAACCUUUCAUUUAAAUCCGUGGAUUUUGGUGGAAGUGAUCCAUGGUAUGGGAUAUGCACUCUGUAUAUGUUGGAGGUGUUUAAAUGUAAGAAUUGUAAAGGGUUGACCGUGGAAAUGAUAGAACCUCUGAUAAAAUGUACCAAUGGAGAAUUUAGGAGGGUCAAAAAGAUGGUUUUGGAUUGGAAUACCAGUAAAGAAGCGCAUGACUUGUUAAAUUAUUGGUACUCGAAAUUGAUUGCAACAUCAAUUACGUAUGAGGCCAUCCAUGCAAAAGAAGAAGUAGAGGCCAAAAAGCUUGUAGAAGAACUAAAAUCUUCACUUGAAAAUAUUUCGGUUGGUAUCGUUGAUUCACCUCCUAAUGAUGAUGAUUCAAAUAAUUCUACUUCCGACGGUGAUGAUUUUUUAACUUCUGACGAUGCUUGUGAUACCUUUGGAAUCAUUCAAGAGACCAAAGAAUUUCUUGACAUUGUUGACUUUAAUGACGUAUCUGACGUAUCAACAGCAGUAGAACAGGGCAAAGAUGAAGAUGGGAACUUUGAGGUUAAAAUGACGGACAAGGAAGAUGAAAUAGGAAAAUCAAACAUUAAAGAUGAUAUCAACAAGGUCGCUUGUUUAAAUGUGAUUGGAAAACACAAUGAAAUAAAUAACAUAAACGUUGCAAAAGACACCAAUAAGGUUUUCUGCGCAGAAUUUACCGGUGUUCACAAUGAAAUCGGUAACACUACAAUAACGAAUGACAACAAGUCGUUUUUAUACUCAAAGAUGACUGGGAUACAUAAUGAAAUCGGAAACUAUACAGAAACGAAGGACAACACCUCGAAAUUAUGCUCAAACAUAACUGCGAUACAUAAUAAAGAACGGAACAUUACAGUAACGGGAAACAACAAGUCGACUCUAUGCUCAGAAAUAACUGGGAUGCGCAACGAAUUAUGGAAUGUUACAAAAACGGGAGACAACGAUUCGACUUUAUGUUCAAACAUAUCUGGGAUAAAUACCGAAUUUCAAAACGUUACAGAAUCGGGGGACAGCAAAUCGAAAUUAUGCUCAACCUUCACUUUGAAUCGCAAUGAAAUCGGGAACAUUAAAAAAUCAAAAAACAGCAAGGCGACUUUAUGCUCAGAAACAACUGGAUUAGAUAACGAAAUUGGGAACAUUAAAGAAUCGGGGGACAGCGAGGCGACUCUAUGCUCAAGAGUAACUGGGAUGCACAAUAGGUUUUUGAAUUUGACGAGCUCGGGGGACCAAAAAUCGAAAGGAUGCAUAGAUACGACUUUGAUGAAGAAUGAAUUUUUGAAUUUCGAUAAAACAGGAAAGCAGUCUAGCAAAUUUACUUUUAGCGAAACUGGAACUGGUGUUAGAGCUUUUAACAUGCGCGUGAGCGAUCCAUCAUUUGGCGUUGAUUUUGGUGUUAGUGGACAAGCUUCGUUUUUUAAUGUAGAUAUUGGAACCCGUUUACAGCUUGGUUUAGGUUUUGGCUUUGGUAUCGGGAUACCAUUCCUCGGUUCUGGAGGAGGCGGUGGAGGUGGCGGUGGAGGAGGUGGUGGUGGAGGUGGCGGUGGAGGAGGUGGUGGUGGAGGUGGUGGUGAUGGUGGUGAUGGAGAUGGUGGAAGUGGAGGUAAUUCAAACAAUAGUCCUGAUAAAGGUGGCGAUGAAGGAGGUUAUAAUGGAUACGAUAAUGACAGUCCUUAUGAACAAAACCAAGGUGGUGAAAGGAGCAGCGGAGGUCAUUUUGGAGGAGAUUCCAAUGGAUAUGAUAAUAACAGUCCUUAUGAACGGAAUCAAGGUGGUGAAAGAGGCAGCGGAGGUCAUUUUGGAGGAGAUUCCAAUGGGUACGAUAAUAACAUUCCUUAUGGACGGAAUCAAGGUGGUGAAAGUGGCAGCGGAGGUUAUUUUGGAGGAGAUUCCAAUGGGUACGAUAAUAACAUUCCUUAUGGACGGAAUCAAGGUGGUGAAAGUGGCAGUGGAGGUAAUUUUGGAGGAGAUUCCAAUGGGUACGAUAAUAACAUUCCUUAUGGACGGAAUCAAGGUGGUGAAAGAGGCAGUGGAGGUUAUUUUGGAGGAGAUUCCAAUGGAUACGAAAAUAACAGCCUUUAUGAACGAAACCAAGGUGGCAGUGGAAGUCGUUUUUAUAAUGAAUACGAUAAUAACAGUCUUUAUGAACGAAAUAGAGGCGGUUUCAUUGACAAAGAAAAUCAUGAUGCACGAAAUGAAAACGGAUUUAAUGCACAAAAUGAAGGUACUUUAGGAGAUGGUUAUGGUCACUAUUUAAAUGAUGCUAAUGGAAGUGGUUCGAAUAAUAGCAACGGAGGAAAUACUGGAAAUCAAGGUGUUGAGAGCAAUAAUGCUGGCAAUGUGCAAAGCAAUAUACAUUCUUUUUCCAAUAUUCCUCCAUACUCAUAUGGCAUCAAUCAAAGUCCUACACAAAAGAUACAAGUGAGUCAAAAUUUUACCGAGAGUGCUGGGCCGCAAAAUCAUACCGGAUCGCAUGCAAAUAGCGCCACAAAGAGAGAUAACAAAACCAGCACAAACAAAGCAAGCAGUGACGUCACGAAGAAGGCGAAUAACAAGUUCAGCACAAAGCAAGCAAGCAGUGGCGUCACGAAGAGAGGGAAUAUCACAAUCAGCACAAACAAAGCAGGCAGUGGCGUCACGAAGAGAGGGAAUAACACAACCAGCACAAACAAAGCAAGCAGCGUUGACAAUAUUAGUAACGAAAAUACUGAAUCCUCCUUACCUUCUAUUUUUGGCAAUGAAAAUGGAGUUAAAAACUCUCAACAAAAGCAAACACCAUUUGAGCGAGAAUUAGAAAAUACUAUUCGCCAGAGUCCACGUUUACUCACUGCACUCCGUUCCUCAUUAUCUUCUGAUUCUAAUCCUGAUAGCUCCAACUCAACUUCUAAUCAAACCAAUAAAACAUCAGAUUCCAACUCUAAACCUUCCACUAAAGAUAUCGAUAUUCAAGAACGCAUUAAAAUGCGCGUUCGUCAAGCUGAAGAAGCUGCCAAACGAAAAAAGCAAUCCCAAGAAGAGGGUGGGAACUCCACCACCAAUUCUACUUCUGGUGACUCUAAAAGUUCCACUGCAGAUAAUCCAACGUCACAAAAAAAACAAGAUGAUGAGGAUGAGGAUGAUUCGGAAGCCCCCAAACCAUGCAAAAAUCACUCCCCCAGCGUUCGUUGCUUUCGUUGUUUAGUGGGUUCUAAAGGAAAGAAAGUAAAACGAGUCGGUGGAAACGUAUUUGGAUUUGCUUGUUAA